Molecule: messenger RNA, 4152 nt
Organism: Cuscuta europaea
Lineage: Eukaryota; Viridiplantae; Streptophyta; Magnoliopsida; Solanales; Convolvulaceae
Source: the annotation of a GenBank genome assembly
GCACUUGCGAUCUCUGCCAGCAGCUUUUUCCCUCCCUUGCAUUGCCUUUCUUACCUGGCUUUCUUCCUGAACUUCGCAUACCCACCUUAGAUUCAGUUUUCACUAAAAUAAUUGGAAUUCCAAAGCUAAUCCGGGGUAAUGGAGGGUCAUGUUUCCUUGAACUGAAAUCAUCAUCAUCGAAGAGAGAAAGGAAAAAUGGCAAGAGGGAGAAUAAGGGCAAAGCUUAGCUGGAGUAAUUUGUACACAUUUGCAUGUAUAAGGCCGCCACAAGCUGCUGAGGACAGGGGUACCAAUCCGGGUUAUUCACGGAUCGUCCAUUGCAACCAACCCCAACACCAUGAUGUGCAACCUCUGAAGUACUGUUCGAAUUAUAUAUCGACCACAAAGUACAAUAUAUUAUCGUUCCUACCAAAGGCCAUAUUUGAGCAAUUCAGACGUGUUGCUAACCUUUACUUUCUCCUAGCUGCAAUGCUUUCGCUCACACCCGUCUCACCAUUCUCUGCUCUUAGUAUGAUAGCUCCUUUAGUCUUUGUUGUUGGUUUGAGUAUGGCUAAGGAAGCCUUGGAAGACUGGCGGAGAUUCAUUCAGGAUAUGAAAGUCAAUCUACGAAAAGCUAAGGUCCAUAAACCGGGUGGCAAUUUUGGCCCACGACCAUGGAUGAAGCUUCGUGUUGGAGACAUUGUGAAAGUCGAAAAGGACCAGUUUUUCCCAGCAGAUUUGCUUCUCUUGUCAUCUAGUUACGGAGAUGGAAUAUGCUACGUAGAAACAAUGAACUUAGAUGGAGAGACAAACUUAAAAGUCAAAAGAGCUUUGGAGGUUACCAUGCAAUUGGAUGAUGAUGGUUCUUUCAAAGACUUCAGAGCAACCAUAAAAUGUGAAGACCCCAACCCAAAUCUUUACACUUUUGAGGGGAACCUUGAGUACGAACGUCAAACGUAUCCCCUUGACCCUACUCAAAUUCUCCUCAGAGAUUCAAAGCUGAGAAACACAGCUUUUAUAUAUGGAGUGGUUAUAUUCACUGGUUUUGAUAGCAAAGUCAUGCAGAACUCUACUAAGUCGCCCUCAAAGAGGAGCCGGAUAGAAGAACAAAUGGACAAAAUUAUUUACAUCCUUUUUACUCUCCUUCUGUUGAUCUCCUCAAUUAGCUCAAUUGGCUUUGCUGUGAAGGUGAAGUUCCAGAUGCCAGACUGGUGGUAUUUACACCCUCGGGACAAUGGAAAUGUUUUCUAUAACACAUACAGACCUGCAUUGUCUGGGAUUUUUCAUCUAGUUACUGCUCUUAUAUUAUAUGGAUAUUUAAUACCCAUUUCUCUAUACGUCUCUAUUGAAAUUGUCAAGGUGUUACAAGCACUGUUCAUGAAUCGGGACAUUCAUAUGUAUGAUGAAGAGUCUGGAACUCCUGCUCAAGCGAGAACGUCAAAUUUAAAUGAGGAGUUAGGACAGGUUAACACAAUCCUCUCUGACAAAACUGGUACUUUGACAUGCAACCAAAUGGAUUUCCUCAAAUGCUCCAUCGCUGGAACUGCAUAUGGAAAGCGUGCUAGUGACAUCGAACUUGCAGCUGAAAAGCAAAUGGCUAUGGAGUUCAAUGAGUUGGACCCUGAAAGAAAACCUAACGGAUCAGAAAUCGAAUUAGAGACAGUGACUGCUGGUAAAGAAGAAGAAGACAAAAAACUUCAUAUCAAGGGAUUUAACUUCCAGGAUAGCCGGCUCAUGAAUGGAAAUUGGUUAAAUGAACCAAAUGCAGAUAUCAUAUUGCUAUUCUUCAGAGUGCUGUCAAUCUGUCACACAGCAAUUCCUGAAGUAAAUGAAGAGACGGGUACCUUCAAUUACGAAGCAGAGUCACCGGAUGAAGCGUCAUUUCUUGUUGCAGCCAGAGAAUUUGGGUUUGAGUUCUGUAAAAGAACUCAGUCAAUCAUAGCUGUUCGUGAGAGAUAUCCUUCUUAUAUAAAUCCCGUUGAAAGAGAAUACAAAGUUCUUAAUCUGUUGGACUUCACAAGCAAGAGGAAGAGAAUGUCUGUCAUUGUUCAGGACGGGAAUGGCCAGAUUUUACUCUUUUGCAAAGGAGCUGACAGCAUCAUAUUUGAUAGAUUAGCAAGAAAUGGGAGGAUAUUUGAGGAAGCUACAACCAAGCAUUUGAAUGAUUAUGGGGAAGCCGGGUUACGUACACUUGCAAUUGCAUACAAAAGGCUUGAUGAAGCAGAGUAUUCUGCUUGGAAUGAAGAGUUUGCCAAAGCAAAGACUUCAUUGGGAAGUGACAGGGAAGCAAUGCUUGAACGUUUAUCUGAUGUGAUGGAAAGGGAUCUGUUUCUUCUUGGUUCAACUGCUGUAGAGGAUAAACUGCAGAAAGGAGUUCCUCAAUGCAUUGACAAAUUGGCACAAGCCGGUUUAAAGAUCUGGGUUCUGACUGGUGAUAAGAUGGAAACUGCAAUCAACAUAGGAUUCGCUUGUAGUUUGCUUCGACAAGGAAUGAAGCAAAUAUGCAUAUUGCCAAACGCAGGUGCAGCAACAAAUGACACAAAUGAGGCUGUCAAAGAGAGUAUUUUGAUGCAAAUCACAAAUGGCUCUCAAAUGGUAAAACUUGAGAAGGACCCACUUGCUGCAUUUGCAUUGAUUAUUGAUGGAAAGGCUCUAUCAUAUGCUUUGGAGGAUGACAUGAAGCAUCAGUUUUUGGACUUGGCUGUUCACUGUGCAUCUGUUAUUUGCUGCCGUGUCUCUCCAAAACAGAAAGCUUUGGUGACAAGGUUAGUAAAAGAGGGUACCGGAAGAACUACCUUAGCAAUUGGUGAUGGUGCAAAUGAUGUUGGAAUGAUUCAGGAAGCUGACAUUGGCGUUGGGAUCAGUGGUGCAGAAGGAAUGCAAGCAGUUAUGGCUAGUGACUUCGCUAUUGCACAGUUCCGUUUUCUGGAGAGACUUCUUGUUGUGCAUGGUCACUGGUGCUACAAACGUAUUGCUCAGAUGAUAUGCUAUUUCUUCUACAAGAAUAUAGCAUUCGGCCUCACACUAUUUUACUACGAAGCUUUUACUGGCUUUUCUGGGCAGUCUAUGUACGACGAUCUGUACAUGUUACUCUUCAAUGUGGUUCUAACAUCCUUGCCUGUCAUUUCACUUGGAGUCUUCGAGCAGGAUGUGUCUUCUGAAGUCUGUUUACAGUUCCCAGCACUCUACCAGCAAGGACCAAAAAAUCUGUUCUUUAAUUGGAAUAGAAUAUUUGGAUGGAUGGGGAACGGUUUUUACGCCUCGGUGAUCAUCUUUUUCCUCAAUCUAAUCAUUUUCUAUGAUCAAGCCUUCCGAUCGGGAGGCCAGACGGCUGACCUCACUGCCAUGGGGACCGCUAUGUUUACUUGUGUUGUGUGGGCCGUCAACUGCCAGGUGGCGUUAGCUAUGAGCCAUUUCACUUGGAUUCAACACAUUUUUAUCUGGGGAAGCAUCGCCACCUGGUACGUAUUUCUCCUGUUAUACGGCUCGUUAUCACCGGACAUCUCUAAAAAUGCCUAUCAAGUCCUUGUGGAAGCUCUUGCCCCAUCACCGAUUUACUGGUUGGCCACUAUUUUGGUUACGGUGACAUGUAACCUUCCGUACCUGGCCCACAUAUCUUUCCAACGGGCGUUCAAACCGAUGGAUCAUCACAUCAUUCAAGAAAUCAAGUACUACAAGAAAGACAUUGAGGAUCGGCAUAUGUGGACAAGAGAGAGGUCGAAAGCCCGAGAGAGGACAAAGAUUGGGUUUACAGCUAGGGUAGAUGCAAAGAUUAGGCAGUUGAAAGGUAAAUUGCAGAAAAAGUAUUCGUCUACAGCAGCUAUGGCUACAAGAACAGAUAUUUCAUAAUACUUGUGCACUUUUUUUGCUGCUGAUGUAUAAAUUAGGAUUUUUGUUGUUUCUGGCAAUUUUUAUAGUUCACUUGUAACAUUGUUCUGUCCAGUAUAGUGGGGAGGUGCAUUAGGCUUGCGAUUAUACUUAUUGGAGUAAUACAAAGGCGCUGUUGUAUGUAUCAUUACAUUUUUUAUUCGGAAAGUAUUUAUGAUUUUGCUAAAAAAGAAACUCUAUUCAAAAUGAGUUUCUACUUCAAAUUGCUUGGAUUGAAGAAGCAAAUCUAGCUCUGCGAUAUAUGAUUUAGUUUUAUUAUGAGGCAAAUUAUUUGGUACCCUCAAG